AUGAUGGAAGCUUUUCCAGAGUUAUUUUGUAUGGCUCAAGAUCAUCUUGCGACUGUUAAUAAUGUUGGUUUUUUCGAAGGUGGAAACUGGAAUUGGGAAACGGACUUACUGUUUGAUAACAACAGCCGGCCGGAGGAGGGACAACAGCUUGCUCAGCUGCGCCAGGAGCUGGCAGCCGCUCCGCUGCUGCAUUCUCUGCAAAAGAAUUUCGAGGACAACUUCUUUUGGAGUGUUUCUUCGGAUAGUAUUUUCUCGGUUAAAUCGUGCUAUUACCCCUUCAAAGACAAACUUUCAGGUCCGCCCCUUGAUUCCAAUGUGUUGAUGGCAAUUAAACAUCUAUGGAUGAUUAAGGCUCCUUCGAAUAUUUUGUUUUUUGGUUGGAGGUUCAUUCUCAAUAGGAUUGCCACCAAAUAUCAAUUAGUGAGAAGAAGAAUUAUGAUGGAGGGUAAUGACUCUCUAUGUGUGCUUUGUCAAAAGGAAGAGGAAUCUCUUUUGCACUUGUUUUCCUCUUGCGAAGUUACCGUAAGUAUUUGGAAUAGAGUUUGGGUGUGGGUGGGCCUUAGUAAGGAGUUGAAAAUUGAUGAAUUUGUGGAUUACUUUCAUAAUUGUGCAAAGAUUAAGAGUUUGAACAAGAGACAUGCCAGGGCGGUUAUUUGGCUUGCAACGGUUUGGUCUUUAUGGAUCAAACGCAACGGGAUAAUCUUCAAAGAUGAAUCUUUUAGUUUUACCGAAUGCAUGACGGAGAUUAUUUCAAACUCUUGGAGAUGGAUGGGUGCUUUUUAUAAGAGGGUAACACCUUGUAAUUUUCAUUUCUGGAAUACUCUACCGCUCUCGUGUUUUGAGCUGUAG
Vicia villosa (hairy vetch) is the source of this 849-nucleotide messenger RNA. RefSeq lists its product as uncharacterized. The transcript has a single exon. Lineage: Eukaryota; Viridiplantae; Streptophyta; Magnoliopsida; Fabales; Fabaceae. The record is from RefSeq and is a predicted model, not a curated record. The coding region runs from base 1 to 849 and encodes 282 amino acids.